Molecule: messenger RNA, 4517 nt
Organism: Zootermopsis nevadensis
Lineage: Eukaryota; Metazoa; Arthropoda; Insecta; Blattodea; Termopsidae
Source: RefSeq, a predicted model, not a curated record
ACCAGCGUGGCGAGAUAAGAAUAAAAUGUACCUGCAGACAUUUUUGUGUAGCGAAAUAUCCCUGUGCCGGUAGGAACUAACAGCGUGGCAUUGCGAGUGUCCCGGCCGAUGUGGACCAGCCUCACGGUCAGCUCUCGGGUACAACCUAAUUUAGAAAACGCCUAGCACUAGCCUCACUGGUAGCAGCGUUUACGUGCUCCAGAUCACGACCAGACAACGCCACGUGGUACGUGAAGGGCCCCCAGGUUGCUGUGGAGGUGGGAACACACACGUUCCGUCGAUAUUCGCAGUUCAUUGGACUGGACCGGCCGUGUCAGGCGUGCGGAUGCUGCGAAGACUAUCAAAUGCGUGUCAACGGUACCUUAUGUCUUGUAUAUUAAGUUGAAUUGUGAGGACUGAUUUGAUAUCAACUUGAAGGCUUGCACUGUGAGACAUGGAACGGGGGCUGUUGGCACUUCGCUUGGUGGUGGCAAAUGGGGGAGAAGGGGCGACCAGGUUGCUGUCUAUCGCUUCUAAAGGAUGUGGGAGUGCCAUGGGGCGGGGUCCUCUUCUGCUGCAGCACCGCCUGUUCUGUGGCCACUCAGGGCGGCUCCAUCAGAAGCAACAGGAUGUGACAAAGUCUGCCAUACCAAAAGAUGCUCCAAAGCCUGUUCCUGGAAUCCCAUACAACAAGUUGUCAGUCGGUGUGCCGAAGGAGAUCUGGAGGAAUGAGCGGAGGGUGGCGCUGACACCUGCUGCUGCAGCAACUCUGGUCAAGAAAGGCUUCGCCGUUCACGUGGAGGAUGGGGCCGGUCUGGAGUCGAAGUUCCGCAACGAAGACUAUGCUAGCGCUGGGGCCAAAGUUGUGGACAAAAGCACAGCCUUUCACUCAGACAUCGUGCUGAAAGUUCGCCAGCCGAUGGUGAACGAGCUAGGGCAGUUUAAGGAUGGAGGGACUUUGAUAUCCUUUUUGUUUCCUGGUCAAAACAAGGAUCUUGUGGAUCAGCUUCUUGCAAAGAAACUCACCGCAUUUGGCAUGGACUGCAUUCCUCGUAUCUCGCGUGCGCAGGUUUUUGAUGCACUUAGCUCCAUGGCCAACAUUGCUGGUUACAGGGCUGUGGUUGAGGCAGCAAACCAGUUUGGAAGAUUUUUUUCAGGCCAGAUCACUGCUGCUGGUAAGGUGCCCCCUGCAAAGAUUCUUGUUAUUGGUGGAGGAGUGGCAGGUCUGGCUGCUAUUGGUCAGGCUAAGAGCAUGGGUGCAAUAGUACGAGGAUUUGACACGCGGUCUUCGGUCAAGGAGCAGGUGGAGUCCCUGGGCGCAGAGUUCCUCGAAGUGACCAUCAGGGAAGAAGGUGAGUCAACUGGUGGCUAUGGGAAAGAAAUGUCAAAGGAAUUCAUUGAAGCAGAACAUGCUCUGUUUGCCAAGCAGGCACGUGACGUCGAUAUCAUCAUCACUACGGCCCUUAUCCCCGGCAAGAAGGCCCCUCUGCUUAUUCUUAAGGAACAUGUGGAGGCCAUGCGACCAGGGAGUGUGAUUGUGGAUCUGGCAGCAGAGACCGGUGGAAAUGUAGAGACGACGCGGCCAGGGGAGAUAUAUGUUCAUAAAGAUGUCAUCCAUGUUGGGCUUACGGAUCUGUCCAGUCGCUUGCCAACGCAGAGCUCCACGCUCUAUGCAAACAACAUUUCAAAGUUCCUGCUCAGCAUUGGUUCAAAGGAUCACUUCCACAUCUCCCUUGAGGACGAGGUUGUGCGUGGCAGCAUCAUAGUACAAAAUGGACGGCUUCUUUGGCCCCCUCCUCCUCCACCCACGCCUGCUCCUGGUGCUGCUUCUGCUGUUGCCCCUAAACCGACUGCAGAAAAGCCGGUUGCUGUUGAGCCAAACUACUUUGCCAACACACUCAAAGAUGCUCUUGUGUAUACUGGAGGGUUGGGAGGGUUGUUAGGUCUGGGUGUUGUUUCACCGAACGCUGCCUUCACCACGAUGAUGACUACGUUUGGACUGGCUGGCAUAGUUGGCUAUCACACUGUGUGGGGAGUAACCCCUGCCCUUCACUCACCACUCAUGUCUGUCACAAAUGCUAUCUCUGGCAUCACAGCUGUUGGGGGGAUGCUGCUUAUGGGUGGCACCGCCUUGCCCGAGACAACGCCACAGAUGUUGGGAGCAGGAGCAGCCUUUGUUUCAUUUAUCAAUGUGUUUGGAGGUUUUGUUGUGACACAGCGCAUGCUGGACAUGUUCAGAAGGCCGACAGACCCACCCGAGUAUAACAUUCUGUAUGCAGUUCCUGGGGCAGCAUUUCUAGGACUGUAUGGCUGGGGUGCGGCAAAUGGUUAUGGUGAAAUUCACCAGAUGGCUUACCUGGUAUCGUCUCUGUGCUGCAUAGGAGCGCUGGCUGGCCUCAGUACCCAAGCCACAUCCAGGCUUGGCAACAACCUUGGCAUGAUCGGUGUGAGUGGAGGUAUAGCAGCUACUCUAGGCCACAUGGCCCCAAGUGUUGAUGUGAUGACGCAGAUGGCAGCAUGCAUGGCCACUGGAGGUGUUCUAGGUACGACAAUCGCUAGGAAGAUAGACAUCACUGACCUCCCUCAGCUAGUGGCUGGCUUCCACAGUCUGGUUGGGCUGGCAGCUGUUCUCACGUGUAUUGCCACUUACAUCCACGAAUUCCCCACCUUUGCAACAGACCCUUCAGCAAACGUUGUUAAAACUGCAACAUUCCUAGGAACGUACAUUGGAGGUGUAACUCUGAGUGGUUCGCUGGUCGCGUAUGGCAAACUGCAAGGUGUUCUUGACUCGGCGCCACUGUUGCUUCCAGGCCGACAUGCCAUUAAUCUAGGACUAGGUGCAGCCAAUAUUGGGACUUUGGCAGUGUACUUUAUGGACCCCUCCAUGUCCGUUGGACUGUCCAUGCUUGGAGCCACCGCUGCACUCUCUACUGUCAUGGGUGUCACUCUAACAGCGGCUAUUGGAGGAGCUGACAUGCCAGUGGUUAUCACAGUGCUCAACAGCUACUCUGGCUGGGCCCUGUGUGCCGAAGGUUUCAUGCUCAACAACAACCUCAUGACGAUAAUCGGAGCCCUCAUCGGUUCAUCUGGUGCCAUCUUGUCCUACAUUAUGUGCAAGGCUAUGAACCGAUCACUGAUAAAUGUAAUCAUGGGUGGCUUUGGAACGUCAUCGACGCGCGCGGGGAAGCCCAAAGAGGUCACAGGCACUCACACAGAGGUGAACGUAGAUGGAGCUGUGGAACAAAUUAUGAAUGCUAAGAACAUCAUCAUCACACCAGGGUACGGUCUCUGUGUGGCGAAGGCUCAGUAUCCCAUUGCUGAGAUGGUGGAGACUUUGAAGAAAAAGGGCAAGAAAGUGAGGUUUGGAAUCCACCCGGUUGCAGGACGGAUGCCUGGACAGCUGAACGUGCUUCUGGCAGAAGCAGGUGUACCGUAUGAUGAUGUGCUUGAAAUGGAUGAGAUUAAUGAUGACUUCCCAGAAACGGACUUGGUGCUAGUGAUUGGUGCCAAUGAUACCGUGAACAGUGCCGCUGAAGAUGAUCCAAACUCCAUUAUAGCAGGGAUGCCAGUGCUCAGAGUAUGGAAAGCCAACCAGGUAAUAGUGAUGAAGCGGUCGCUGGGUGUUGGAUAUGCGGCGGUAGACAACCCCAUCUUCUACAACCCUAACACUGCCAUGCUGCUUGGAGAUGCGAAAAAGACCUGCGAUACACUGCUGUCUAAACUGAAGGAGAAGUAUGUAAACGUAGGCUGAGGAUUGGCUGUGGCAAUAACUUGGUAGUGCGUUGUUUGCCGAAUUUUUAUGGGGUAUGUACUCCAUGAAGUGGACUGCAGGGCACUGCCAUGUGAUAACAAUAACGGCAUUAUGUUUUCAUAAUACAUAAAUUGUACAUGCAUAUAUGUGAAAGCAGCCACUUUGUAAAGUGAUGUUUUGUCAUGGAGGAACUGUUCCCUCUCCGCAUUUUACUGUACCAAGAGCAGUUGUAAAGAAUCUUUAUUUAGAAAAUUUUCAAUAAUAUGCAACCUGUGGACCAUUCACAUAUCAAGUGCUUCAAUAUUUCAAGCAGCUGGUAUCAUUCUCAGUCUGUUCUUUGAAACGGAAAAAGUUUCUAGUGAAUAUGUGCGCUCAUAUUAUUUUACUUAAUUACCAGAAGGGUGUGCUUUCUGCUGUAUUGUAGUGGCAGGAGUGGGAACAUCAUUUCCACAUGAACGUCGCAGAACGUAAUUAAAAAUGGAGGGGGUCCUUGAUGCAGGCAGUAGGCGCAUGAUGUGUACGUCUUCAUGUGCACAUUUCAGGACAGUCCAUUUUGUUUAAAAAUUGGGUACUAUUUAUUUUAGAUUGUGUGAUAUUGCAUCUAUAACAGCAUGGAUAGGUUGGUAAGCUCCAGGUUGGGGGAAAUAUCUCUUAAUAUGAGAGUUUAAAGAAGUAACUUAAAAAUUUAAAUGUUUGAGAAUUCUACAUUUAAACAGAAUACCUACUGCUGUUACAUGACACCUGAUUUAUAUUUUAUAAAGGACGAGUAUUGUUAUUUUCAGCUUAA